CGAAUAGCGGCAAGGGAACGCCCCGUCGCUGCACGCUUCGCUUCCGUAAGGCUGCGAGGAAGCUCAGCCUGUUUCCCAGCUGAGAAAGGGAGAGCGAGAAAAGAGUCUCCGGGGUCACGCAGGGGGGCCGAUCCCUCCUCUUCCUCCUCCUCUUCCUCGCCGGGGCGCGUCUUUCGGCUUCUCUCGCUUGCUGCGUCUCCCUCCCUUCUCUCUUCCCCAUCCUUCUCUCCUCUCCUGGUCCAGGAGGAGCGUUUUCGCUUUGACGGUUGCUGCUGUUGCCGCCAGAAAGUGAUCUGCUGGCUCGCCUCUACUUCCUGCCGCCGCCGAUCUGCUGGAGCUGGGAUUGCCUCCCAAACCUCAGUAUGCUGCUUUGGCACGGGGGGGACCGGCACCUCCUUUGCUGAGCCGGCCAACGACAGCCCUGUCACCCGCCACCCACCCACCCAUCCCUAGAAAGAAAACAAGUGUUCCAAAGAGGAUCUGCCCUCAUGAGCAUCUGUUCUAAUGCAGCCAAUGGUCAUGCAGGGAUGCUCUUUCACCCUCCCCAGAUGUCAUGAGUGGCAUGCCACAGGCCAAUCUCGUCGCAAUAGCACCUCCCAUACGCAGUCUCAGGUUAAAACAGCCCAAGAUGGUGCUGCACCAGCCUGUGUGAGCCAAAAGCCCCUGAACGGUGCCAUUGGGCCACAGAUGCCUCUUGAGAUGAAUCUUUGCUGGAAUGAAAUUAAAAAGAAAUCGCACAGCCUUCGGGCUCGCCUGGAGGCCUUCUCGGACCACAGUGGCAAGCUGCAGAUUCCCUUGCAAGAGAUCAUAGACUGGCUCAGCCAGAAAGAUGAGGAACUCUCCGCCCAGCUGCCGCUCCGCGGGGACGUCCUCCUGGUGCAGCAGGAGAAGGAGAGGCAUGCGGCAUUUAUGGAAGAAGUGAAGUCUCGGGGCCCGUACAUUUACUCUGUCUUGGAGUCGGCUCAAGCCUUUCUCACACAGCACCCGUUUGAAGAAGUGGAGGACUCCAAUCCAGACAGCAAAGAUGUCUCCCCAAGACACCGGAUCCAGAACAUCAGCCGUUUUGUGUGGAAACAGGCAACUGUGGCUAGCGAGCUGUGGGAGAAGCUCACCGCCCGCUGCGUCGACCAGCACCGCCACAUUGAGCGGACCCUGGAGCAGCUGCUGGAGAUCAAGGGCACCAUGGAAGAGCUCAGCACCACCCUCAACCAAGCUGAGAGCAUGCGGGAGACCUGGGAGCCCAUUGGAGAUCUCUUCAUCGACUCUUUGCCAGAGCACAUCCAGACCACCAAGUUGUUCAAAGAGGAGCUCUCCCCCAUGAAGGAUGGAGUGAAGCUCGUGAACGACCUUGCCCAUCAGCUCGCUAUCUCGGAUGUGCACCUGUCCAUGGAGAACUCGCGUGCCCUGGAACAGAUCAACACACGCUGGAAACAGCUGCAGAUCUCUGUCAACGACCGGCUGAAACACCUUCAGGAUGCCCACCGGGACUUUGGGCCAGGAUCGCAGCACUUCCUUUCAACCUCGGUCCAAGUCCCCUGGGAACGAGCUAUUUCUCCCAAUAAGGUCCCAUACUACAUCAACCAUCAGGCUCAGACAACUUGUUGGGACCAUCCCAAGAUGACUGAGUUAUACCAAACACUAGCUGACCUGAACAACAUCAAGUUUUCUGCUUAUCGUACAGCCAUGAAACUGCGACGCGUACAGAAGGCCUUACGACUGGACCUGGUGACGCUACCGACAGCCUUGGAAGUCUUCAAUGAACAUGAGCUGCAGCCCAGUGACCACGUGAUGGACGUGGUGGAGGUGAUCCACUGCCUGACUGCCCUCUACGAGCGGCUCGAGGAGGAAAGGGGCAUCCUUGUGAAUGUUCCUCUCUGCGUUGACAUGACCCUGAACUGGCUGCUCAAUGUUUUUGACAGUGGACGCAGCGGCAAGAUGCGGGCACUUUCCUUCAAGACGGGCAUAGCGUGUCUGUGUGGAACGGAAGUGAAGGAAAAAUUCCAGUAUCUCUUCAGUCAGGUGGCAAACGCCAGCGGACUUUGUGACCAGCGGCACCUUGGCAUCCUGCUCCAUGAGGCCAUCCAGGUUCCACGGCAGCUGGGGGAGGUGGCCGCCUUUGGUGGGAGCAACGUGGAACCCAGUGUCCGCAGCUGCUUUCGCUUUGGUAACGGCAAGCCGGCAAUUGAGGCUGCUCAGUUCUUGCAAUGGGCUAACCUGGAGCCGCAGUCGAUGGUGUGGCUAGCAGUCCUGCACCGAGUGAUGAUUGCUGAGCAAGUCAAACACCAGACUAAGUGUUCUGUCUGCCGGCAAUGCCCGAUCAAAGGUUUCAGGUACCGAAGUCUGAAGCAGUUCAAUGUGGACAUCUGCCAGACUUGUUUCUUGACGGGGCGAGCCAGCAAAGGCAACAAGCUGCACUAUCCAAUUAUGGAGUACUACACACCGACUACCUCUAGUGAGGACAUGAGGGACUUUGCCACCACCCUGAAAAACAAGUUCCGGUCGAAGCAGUAUUUCAGCAAGCAUCCCCAGAGAGGGUACCUGCCAGUCCAGUCUGUACUGGAGGCAGAUUUCAUUGAAACGCCAGCUUCCUCUCCGAUGUUACCUCAUGCCGAUACCCACUCUCGGAUCGAGCACUUCGCCAGCAGGCUUGCAGAGAUGGAAAGCCAGAAUUCCUCCUUUUACAAUGACAGCCUUUCUCCGGACGACAGCCUGGACGAGGACCAGUAUCUUUUGCGCCAUUCCAGCCCCAUCACAGACAGAGAACCGGUCAGUAUCCAGCAGCCCCAGAACAGCACCAACACAGAUGAUAAAGGGGAACUGGAGAGAAUCUUGGCCCACCUGGAGGAUGAGAACAGGGUUCUCCAGGGAGAGCUGAAGCGACUCAAAUGGCAGCACGAGGAGGCCGCAGAGUCAGCAGAAGGAACUCCAGAACUGACACAGGGUCCACACAACGAAGAGCUGCUGGCGGAGGCCCGGAUCCUUCGACAGCACAAGAGCCGCCUGGAGACACGGAUGCAGAUCUUGGAGGACCACAACAAACAGUUAGAAUCCCAGCUGCAGCGCCUGAGGGAGCUGCUUCUGCAGCCUCCAACAGAUUCCAAAGGCGAUGGCUCUACGGCCUCAUCCUUGGCUUCUUCUCCCCAUCCAUCUGAGGAGAGUCAGUGCAGGGAGAAAGAUUCUGGCACUCCAGACACAGGAACUGCAGAUGAGGUGGAGGUGAGUACUCAGGACGUCAGUCUGUGUCUGGAGGAUAUCAUGGAGAAGCUUCGGAAUGCUUUUCCCAACUCUGGAGGUCUGACUUCCCUUAUCUAAUACCUCCUGUGAGCAAGAGGCUUUGUCUAACCAGUUCCUCAGCAGCUGCUCCUCUCUCUCUCUUCUUCUCCCCCCCCCCGCCCCGUGUGACAGGCGUCACUCGGAUCCUUAAGGGGACACCCUCAUCAGAAAGUCACCAGAAUCCUUGCAGGGUUUGGCUUCCAGGAAAGCACUCCUUAAUACCCACAGAGUGUUUUUUUCGGGAAAGGGCAAUCCAGAGUUACCUGUAGUCUGGAUGAGGUCAAAACCUGAUUCUGAGAGAGGCCUGGUUCCAAGGAAUUGUGAAAGGAAGGAAACAAAUGGCACACGGAGAUGCCUUUCUGCACAGACUACAAACUGACAUGAAUAGGGUUCCCCCCCCCCACUGCAGUUUGUGAACUAUUGCCUUUUGUGGGGCUGAUUUUGGAGUUGAGCCAGGAAGUGACCUAUAGUGGAUUUUGCCCAAGUUAACUGUCUGUGGCCUCCACUGGAUGAUGGUUUAAGAUGACACAAGCCGCAGGGACUUGGAAUGGUCCUACAGCGACUGAUAAACAACCAAGUAUAUUUUUUUGGGGGGGGGGAUCCAAAACCUCUUCAAACAGAAAAAGAAAAAAGAAAGGGAAGCUUUGGUGUGUUGUGAAAGGAACAUGCAAGCGACCAGGCGUCUCCAUAUCUACCAAGUUCAGUGGCCAAUGGAGUCACGGCCCAGAUGAAAUCUCAGAGAAAUGGAAAAUGAGGGAGAGAGCAGACUUUAAAACACCUUGUUCCAAUGGCAGUAACAGCAGCCUUAUGGGAGAGAAGCUUUAUAACAGAGAGCCUUAUUUUAAUUUGCAUAUUUAUAUAUAUACACACAUAAUAUAUAAAUACAUAUUAUAUAUACUGUAUUUAAGUGCUGUCAUGGACUUCCAUGUGCAUUAAAUUCUAAUUCCUUGUUAAUGUGUUUAUGCUGGCUUUGCUGUUUUGCUCUGUUCCAAACUCUGUUGUUGUUUUUUAAUGUGAUGGGAGGCAGCUCCACCUCUUCUUUUGUCUGCCCCAGCAGCUUUUCCCAAGAUCGAUAUGCUUCCUUUUGGAGUUGGAAUGACCUUCAUCCGAGUGACCUCUUGCGAACAAGGGGUGUUGGGAGCCAGUACCUCCUGACAUCCAUAAGAUUUAUUUACAGAUUGUGGUAAGGGGUGCAAUCCCUUCCCAUUGGAUCAGUGUGUAAGGGAUGCAAUCCCUCUCCAUUGAUUCAAUCCAUGCUUGAGAAGCAUAUGGAUAGCUACUGUCUUGAACUUCUUGCGCAUGCUGUUAACUUUAAAUUACAUGCCACCCAGGUCAAAUGAUAAUCAAGAGAAACACAAUACAAAAUACUCAGAUGUAGGAGCACUUGCGAGCAUAGUCUCUCUGUGGUUUGGGGUGAACAAAACUCCUGGCAUGGGCUUCUCCUUUUGAGUUGUGUUUACUCCCUCAGCAGUACAACCUCUUCAGUCAGAUUGCAACUAUUCAGAUGGACUAGAGUUAGCCCUUUGGAGUUGCUUAGAUUUAAGACAGUGUGAUCCUAUUGUAAUAAUUUGAAAUAUGGGCUGCAAUAAGCUUAAAUCUACAUAAUCCACCUGUUGUGGAUCAGGCAGCUCAAGGCUCUUGUUCUUGGUUGGUGUGGCAAUGAAUAUGUUAGGAGUUAUGGGGUGAAACUGCUGCAUCUGCAUCAGGAAGGGCCAUAGCUCAGUGGAAGAGCAUCUACUUUGCAAGCAGGAGGUCCCAGGUUCAAUCCCUGGCAUCUCCAACUCGGCCUUGGAAAGAUUCCCUACCUGAAACACUGGAGAGCCUCUGCCAGUCAGUGUAGGCAAAACUGACCUAGACGGACUAAUGGUCUGAUUCAGUAUAAGGCAGCUUCCUAUGUCCCAAACAACGGCCGAGGGAAAGGCAUGGAGUGUGGGUGAUUUCUCUAGGUGAGAGACCAAGGACACCAGAGCUUCUACAGCUCCAAUAGACAAUAAGCAGAAAGAAAAGGGGCAGAGAGGCAUGCCCCCCCAAAAGAAAAAAAGACAUUAGAAACCAUAGCCCAUUAAAAUCAAUUGGCAAUGGUCAGCUCCCAGUGAUACUAUGGCUGUGUCUCUGCACACACUGAUUUGUGCAGGUCCAAUGCUCAUCUAAAACACACUGGACUUGAACAAAGCAUACUAUGCUAUUCACGUAGCCCAAAUCUGUUGAUUCUUCCGACAGCAUUUGGGCACAAGAGUUGACAGAUUUGGGCCAAUCCAAGAUCAAUCUUGGCACAAGGUGGUUAUGUACCACAGGUUUCCUAAUUUAAACCUGAAACCAUGUGUCCCUUCCCUCUUCGUUAGGAAUGGAGUGUCUGAUGCACAUCACAGUCACAGCCUAAUUGCUCAGGAUUUCACCCCCAGCUUGGCCCUGAACAUCCACUAGAUCAACUUGCUUUGCAGCAUCCUGCCGGAUCCUCUGAAGCUGUGUUUUGGGGAUGCAGGUGACAAACUCACAGGUGAAAGGGCAGCUCAUGACAAUUAGUGAAGUAUUUUAGGUGCUGGAAAGUAUAUCUUAAAGCAAAUAUCUGUGGUUGUGGCUUGAAGGUGUCAAUGGAUAAUGCUGAAAAUAGUGGGCUGUGAAUUGCAAAAUAUGCUGUGAAGCAAAGACAGAUGAUAGAAACUGGUUUACGAUCAAGUGGAUUGGAGGCUUUGCCUAUCACUGAAUUCACUGUCAUAUAUCAUGUCUGUAGUGGGUUCUCUGUGGACGUUGCAUAAUUUGCAGAAUAUGUAUGUAGUCAGGGGCUGCCAGUUCAAAAAAAUAAAACGGCAACUAUACAUUUGAGGCCUGCCUCUGCUGUUGAGUUGCAGUAUUGCCAAACUAAAUGCGAUCCCUGAAAAAUGGAAGGUAUGUAGUGGGUUUUGCUUGGUUGGUGGUGCCACAAUGCAAUCUGCUAGCUCUUUGUAGCAGCAUUAUGGAUUGUAAGGAAUGUUACGUAUGUUGAAAGCACUGUAGGUUGCGAGGGUUGUUUGUAGCAUGUCGUAAAUUUAUGUGGGUUACAUUAGUGGGUUGCUACAGCAUGUUGGCUGUUGAGAAUCUGGUAGGCUCCCAGGGUGAAUGUGGGAGUGGGGGAUACCAAAUGAAGUAGGCUGAUUUGUGUCAUGGUAUCUGUAGAGGGAUGUAGAAUUUUUUUUAGACCAUCAAGGUGGUACGCACAAGAAGUUAUCCUAUGUGUGUGUGAUUAAGGCAUGACAAAGAAUAUUUUGUUAAGUAUUCUACAAUGGCGGACCUUUAGCCUGGGCCAAGAAUGUCCUUUGUAGGCCUAUGCCAUUUCUUCCUUCCAAAGAAAUUCCUUGUUUGGCUUGAUGUUUGAGUCUUUAAAAAGGCCCUGCUGAAAUCUCCAUUGUGAUUCUGAAAUGUAUUUAAAAAACAAACAUGUCUCAGUUUUGGGAGAGAAUGAAAUUCCAGUUUGGAAGUGAGCCUCAUGUGGAUGUCCCAUACGCCAAGUGGUUACAUAAAGUAGCAUGCAGGAAUGCUUGGGACAGAGGCGAGGGACCUGUGGAUCUCCAGAGAUUGCUGGACUACAACCCACAUCAUCCUUGACCAUUGGCCACUCUGACUGAUGGGAGCUGGAGCCCAACAUCUGGAUGGCCACAGGUUCCCCAUCUCUGGCUUAGGCCAUAAGUUUCCUCCUCUCAACAGUUCUUGUAAGCUAUGCUUCCUCUCUUCUUGUUUCUGGAAAAAACAUGCCAAGGGACAUCUUGUGUUCCUCUCUUGAGGUGAGAUCAUGUGCAGUAUUCACAUUGGGUGUCCACUAAGGAUGGGUGAGAAUUUUGAUUCAGUUCGCAUUUCAAGCAGAAUGUAUCAAAUUUGCAAUUUCCAGAACAAUACCAGAACCAAAACACAGCCAUCCUUUGAAAUUUAUUAGAAUUUUGGGAUGCAGUUUGCCAAUUAAACGACAUUUACAAAAAUGCAUAUAUUAGGGGAAAGUGUGCAUGAAAAUGAAUACAUGAGUGAAAAUAACAUGCAAAAGGGCAUGAAAUGAUGAGAAACUGCUUGCAAAAAUGUUUUACCUUUGUUAAAACUGCCUACAAAAAUGUGUUAAUUUGGAGAAAUUUGCACUAAAAUGGUGGUAAAUUUUCAUGAGGAUUUUUUUAAAAAAAAUCAUAGAUCUCUGUAGAAAUGUAGAGAACUGAAUUUAACAUUGGAAAAAUGAGAAACUGAGAGAACUGAAACAGACAGAUCUUUCCAUCCCUAGUGUCCACACAUUGCAGGAAGAGUGUAUUCUUUUCCUAAUGUAGCACAUGGGCAACAACAGCACAGCUAGGCAAUUUUAAGAGUCUGACAUCUAAAGAGGAGAGGGGCAAUGCAUAUUAUUUCUCUUACUUCAAAUUGUGGUAAUCCAUCCCUGCUGCUUCUGGGGGCCUUCCUGCUCAUGUUGCUGGGAAGGGCCCUGGACAUCUGCCCCAAAGACCUGUUCUGAUGGAACUACUGCAUGUGAGUUAAGUGAUGGUUUUGUAUGUGAUCAAGAGUUUAGUAACCACGUUAGCCCACAGAACCAACCAGGACUUUGAGGCAGGCCAUAUCCACAGUCAGGGUGGCCAGGUGCAAAGGAGGAACAGGGGCUUUUAACUAGGAAUGGACAAAUCUGUCAGUUUCAGUCUCUUUCUCAUUUCCCUACUCUUAAGUUCCAUUCUCCACCUUUCAUAUGAGUUUGUAAAAAAUGGCAAACGCCUGAAAAUUCAUCAGCUUUUUCAUAUGAAUGUCUUCUAAUAUGCACAUAUGUUUAUAUGCAAUUUUGCCUAAUACAAUGCAUUUUCACAAACAAACAUGUACAUUUUGCCCUUAUAUAUGCGUUUUUGUACAGAUUACUUGGCCGGAGAACGGAAGUGCACAUUUCAAAGGAUGGGCUGUUUCUCAGUUCACAUAUUAUUUUGGAAAGUGCAAAUUAGGUAGGUUCACCUUUAAAUGUGAACUGAAUUGAGUUUCUCCUCACUCAUUAUUUUUUUAACCUUUAAUACCUGUAUAGGACAGACAAUUUUAGUCAGGCCACCUUAUCAUGCAGCAGGCAGGAGAGCAGCACCUACCAAAAUUCCCUCUUCUGCACAGUUCCUAAAAGGCACAGGAGCCCACACUUAAAUCCAACCACUCUCUUCCUUUAUCUCAUCUAAGGUGAACGAAGACAGAAAUACGGGCAAUAUUGUUAAUUAUAACAUAUGAAGAAACUAUGUGGUUUAACAUGAUCACUUUUCUUCAUGGUGCUAAGAUGUGGAGGAGAAGUUCUUAAGUUUUUGUUUGUGUAAAUAGAUUUAUUAUUCUUUAAUUUUAUAAAAUCAGCAUCCAAGUAACUUAAAAUUUCAGCCACUUUGUUGAUUUUAUCAUAAAGUAAAAUCUUAAGUCUUGUGCCUUCACCCCUGCCAUCAGAGAAUCUGUAGUUGCCUAUUGAGCUUGUCAGAAGUUUGUUGAUUUUGGAAUAUAUGUAAUUUAUUGUACAGUGUGUCAUCAAGGGACAUAAAGGUCCAAUUAUUUCUGAAAAGAAUAAUUGCUCUGUAGUAUGUGGUGGCUUCCUCAGUCUCCCAGCUUCAUCAUUCUCUCUCCUCCCACUUUCUGAAAACCACCAGGAACCCAUGCCGCAGUUCAUUAGAGUUGCAACUGCAGGUGACAGUUGGCCACGUGGAAUUUUUUCUUAAGCUUGUGUCUGUUGAAGCAAUUAAAAGGGGGCGCAAGCGAGUCAAGAGUUUCUUUGUUUAAAAAACAGGAGCAGAACUAAUCAUGACUGGUUAUAAUGUGCUGU
Messenger RNA from Rhineura floridana, 9046 nucleotides. RefSeq names its product dystrophin related protein 2 (gene DRP2). Gene Ontology annotation, molecular function: zinc ion binding; protein binding. The transcript is spliced from 24 exons. NCBI's taxonomy places the organism in Eukaryota, Metazoa, Chordata, Lepidosauria, Squamata, Rhineuridae. The record is from RefSeq and is a predicted model, not a curated record. Bases 505 to 3312 code for a protein of 935 amino acids. Gene Ontology annotation, biological process: synaptic signaling. Gene Ontology annotation, cellular component: plasma membrane.